This is a messenger RNA of Cuculus canorus (common cuckoo), 2850 nucleotides long. RefSeq names its product protein kinase C delta (gene PRKCD). Gene Ontology annotation, biological process: protein phosphorylation. Gene Ontology annotation, molecular function: ATP binding; diacylglycerol-dependent serine/threonine kinase activity. NCBI's taxonomy places the organism in Eukaryota, Metazoa, Chordata, Aves, Cuculiformes, Cuculidae. The record is from RefSeq and is a predicted model, not a curated record. The coding region runs from base 538 to 2595 and encodes 685 amino acids. The transcript is spliced from 18 exons.
AGCCUGUGCUGUUUUUUCAGCAAGCCUUUCCCCGUUGCUCUCCUGAUUACCAGAUCAAGUCAUUGGAUCUGCGCCACAGACAGUAUUGGAUGCACAGUGUGUGCCCUUUGAAGGGAAUAGGGAGGUUGCCGAUGAGGGAAAGUACCGGAGCUGCUGUUUAGGCAAGGGAAUGGAUGGAAUCCUCUUUUAAGGCAAGAGCAAGCGGGAGAGAGAGUAGCAGCGUGAGUAUAGGGAUAGACCUGGAGUGCAGCAAGAGCAGCACAGAGCAGAGUGGUGGGAACUGCCGGACUAUGCAGUGCUGCACAUCUUUAUUGCACCACAUUGUCAGAGGGUGCUGGCAGCCCCAUUACUUUCACUUCAUCCUCGUGGACUCCAGUUCCUCUCCAAAACGUUUGCAACACAAACCCAGACGCCCACCGGCUGGGGCUGGAGCGGGGAGAAGAAGUGGAGCUCCGGCUCGUUGCUGUGUUUUCUGUUUCAGUUGAGUUCACAAGCGUGAUUGUCUCCAGCAGCGCCGGUUGUGUAUCUCUGUGAGCAAUGGCCCCAUUCUUACGAAUAUCUUUCAACUCCUUUGAGCUGGGACCUGUGCAGAAUCAAGGGGAACAACUGCAGCCUUUCUGUGCCAUCAAAAUGAAGGAAGCAUUGACUACAGAGAGAGGAAAGACUCUAGUGCAGAGGAAACCUACCAUGUAUCCAGAAUGGAAAUCAACCUUUGAUGCCCACAUUUACGAAGGACGAGUGAUUCAGAUUGUUCUCAUGAAGGCAGCAGAAGAGCCGUUAUCUGAAGUGACUGUGGGUGUGUCGGUCCUGGCAGAGCGGUGCAAGAAAGGCAAUGGCAAAGCCGAAUUCUGGCUUGACCUACAACCUCAGGGGAAGGUGCUGAUGGCUGUGCAGUAUUUCUUGGAAGAUGCAGAUUGCAAACAGUCAAUGAGGGAAGGAGAAGGGACAGUAACUAUGAACAGGAGAGGAGCUAUCAAGCAAGCCAAAAUCCACUACAUCAAAAAUCAUGAAUUUAUUGCUACCUUCUUUGGACAACCUACAUUUUGCUCUGUCUGCAAGGAGUUUGUAUGGGGACUCAACAAGCAGGGGUACAAAUGUAGGCAAUGCAAUGCUGCUAUUCAUAAGAAGUGUAUUGAUAAAAUCAUUGGGAGGUGUACUGGUACUGCAGCCAACAGCAGGGACACAAUGUUUCAGAAGGAACGCUUCAACAUUGACAUGCCUCAUCGCUUCAAAGUUUACAACUACAUGAGCCCUACCUUCUGUGACCACUGCGGCAGCCUGCUCUGGGGGCUGGUCAAACAAGGACUCAAAUGUGAAGAAUGUGGGAUGAAUGUGCAUCAUAAAUGUCAGAAGAAGGUGGCGAACUUAUGUGGAAUAAACCAGAAGUUGUUAGCUGAAGCUUUAAAUCAAGUUAGCCAGAAAUCUUCACGAAGGUCUGAUUCCGGAUCUGUAGAAAGUGUUGGCAUUUAUCAAGAUUUUGAUAAGAAAUCUAAAGCUCCAGGAGGAGAUUCAACAGCAGAUAGCAGCGAGUACGAUAAACUCUGGGAGGGAAUCACAGCCAAGUCAGCGUCGCGAAUUGCAAGCAGGAGGAAAUUCAACAUAGACAGCUUUGUCUUCCAUAAAGUACUAGGGAAAGGAAGUUUUGGAAAGGUUCUCCUUGCUGAGCUGAAAGGGAAGAACGAAUUCUUUGCUAUCAAAGCUCUGAAAAAAGAUGUGGUGCUCAUUGAUGAUGAUGUGGAAUGCACCAUGGUGGAAAAGCGGGUCCUGGCACUUGCAUGGGAAAAUCCAUUUCUCACACAUCUUUACUGCACGUUUCAGACAAAGGAUCAUCUGUUCUUUGUUAUGGAGUUCCUGAAUGGGGGAGACCUCAUGUUCCACAUACAAGACAAGGGGCGUUUCGAUCUCUACAGAGCAACGUUUUAUGGAGCUGAAAUUCUCUGUGGGCUGCAGUUUCUUCACAGCAAAGGCAUUAUUUAUAGAGACCUAAAACUGGACAACGUGAUGCUUGAUAAAGAAGGCCACAUCAAAAUAGCUGAUUUUGGCAUGUGCAAAGAGAACGUUGUUGGAGAGAACAAGGCAAGCACUUUCUGUGGGACCCCAGACUACAUUGCUCCUGAGAUCCUGCAAGGUUUGAGGUACACCUUCUCUGUGGACUGGUGGUCAUUUGGGGUCUUGCUCUAUGAGAUGCUUAUUGGACAGUCGCCUUUCCACGGGGAUGAUGAAGAUGAACUGUUUGAGUCAAUCCGUGUGGACACCCCUCACUACCCACGCUGGAUCACCAAGGAAUCUAAAGAUAUCCUGGAAAAGCUCUUUGAGAGGGAUCCAUCACGACGACUUGGGGUCACUGGGAAUAUCAGAGACCAUCCUUUCUUCAAAACCAUCAACUGGGCAGCGCUGGAGAAGAGGGAGGUGGACCCUCCUUUCAGGCCAAAAGUGAAAUCAGCAAGCGACUACAACAACUUUGACAGAGAAUUUCUGAGUGAGAAGCCGAAGUUGUCUUACAGUGACAAAAACCUGAUCGAGUCCAUGGAUCAGUCUGCAUUUGAUGGAUUUUCUUUCAUUAACCCUAAAUUUGAACAGAUCUUGGACAAAUGAGUCUCUGAACAGCUGGACUUGAAAGCAGAGUUAAACGUUCUAAACCUGACACUCCCGCGUGCACAGUGUUCUGCAUUCCAAGGGCGGUGUUGAUCCUUUGGAAUAAUACACAGUAGCGUGAUUAAUUGUGUCCGGCUGCUGAUUUCCUGGCAGUGUUUUUAUGCAUGGUUGGGUUUAAGGCAUGUGAAUCUUGUGCGUUAUUUUCUCUAUUUGGGAAAAUGUAAAUUCUAUUUGGUACUUGAAUGUAGUUAUGUU